Sorex araneus (European shrew) is the source of this 1846-nucleotide messenger RNA. RefSeq names its product tetraspanin 3 (gene TSPAN3). The coding region runs from base 196 to 957 and encodes 253 amino acids. Gene Ontology annotation, cellular component: membrane. The transcript has 7 exons. The record is from RefSeq and is a predicted model, not a curated record. NCBI's taxonomy places the organism in Eukaryota, Metazoa, Chordata, Mammalia, Eulipotyphla, Soricidae. Gene Ontology annotation, biological process: protein localization to plasma membrane; protein maturation; regulation of vascular endothelial growth factor signaling pathway.
GGCCCUGAGGGGACUGCGGCGUCUGCGCGGAGGAGAGAGGUUGUCACCCGGGCCGCGGCUGCGCGACGCCGCCGGGGGCUGCGGUGGGCGCCGUCAGGCCGAGCUGUUCCCAGCGGGGAGGCGCCGCCGCCAUUGCCGCCGGGCUCGGGGAGCGCUUCGGCUGGCCGCGCAGGGCCCGAGCGGGCCGCCGGCGCCAUGGGCCAGUGCGGCAUCACCUCCUCCAAGACCGUGCUGGUGUUCCUCAACCUCAUCUUCUGGGGGGCAGCUGGCAUUUUAUGCUAUGUUGGAGCCUAUGUCUUCAUCACGUAUGAUGACUACGAUCACUUCUUUGAAGAUGUGUACACUCUCAUCCCUGCAGUAGUGAUCAUAGCUGUUGGAGCCCUGCUUUUCAUUAUUGGGCUCAUUGGUUGCUGUGCCACAAUCCGGGAAAGCCGCUGUGGACUUGCCACGUUUGUCAUCAUCCUUCUCUUGGUUUUUGUCACAGAAGUUGUUGUAGUGGUUUUGGGGUACGUUUACAGAGCAAAGGUGGAAAAUGAAGUCGAUCGCAGGAUUCAGAAAGUGUAUAAGACCUACAAUGGAACCAACCCUGAUGCUGCUAGCCGGGCUAUUGAUUAUGUACAAAGACAGCUGCAUUGUUGUGGAAUUCACAACUAUUCAGACUGGGAAAAUACAGACUGGUUCAAAGAAACCAAAAAUCAGAGCGUCCCUCUCAGCUGUUGCAGAGAGACUGCCAGCAGCUGCAAUGGCAGCCUGGCACACCCCUCUGAUCUCUACGCAGAGGGAUGUGAAGCACUAGUUGUGAAGAAACUUCAAGAAAUCAUGAUGCAUGUUAUCUGGGCAGCGCUGGCAUUUGCAGCUAUUCAGCUGCUGGGCAUGCUGUGUGCAUGCAUCGUGUUGUGCAGAAGGAGUAGAGAUCCUGCCUAUGAGCUCCUCAUCACCGGCGGAACCUAUGCAUAGUAGAAAAGGCCUUUUAAGUCUCGUUCUGAUUUGGAAGGUGAAUUGAGCAGGUUUACUGCUGUUGGCCUCCUAAGUUCAUUUAGUUAAAGCACACACACACAUACACAUACACACACACACACACACACACACACACACACACACACACACACAGGUGUUGGACAGAGCGGCUUGGCUCUUCAUGUGCCCACCUCCUUCCCACCCACCUAAGACUUAUAAGACUUUCUUUUUCCCUGUUCUAGCAGACUUUCCCUAUCCCUGAGUUUAAGGACAGAGGUAACUGUUCUGAUUCAGAACCAUUGCAGGUUGUGGAGUGUUGUAAUAUUAGAAGAGUUGGGCUUGCUUCUGAUACCUCCAAGCAGUAACGGGACAGCUGCUGACUUGUCACUGGGUCCUUUCAAACUUUCAUGGUGGAGAACUCCUGGCCAAAGGUUUUUUGGGGAGGGGGAGGAAGCCAGCUGUCUGGUUAAAGUUCAUACCAGAUGGUGCCCCUCAUCAGUGUCCUUUCAAAAUAUAUAUAUAUAUAUAUAUAUACAUAUAUAUGUACUAUAGUCCAAUAAGAUAGCAACUGUACAAAUGGCUAAAAUAGCUUCUAGAAUCAUACAGUGUGUGUUUUGGUUCAUCUUCAAAAUCAGACUGAUCUCUGACACUAGUGGUUUUUAAUCAAAGCUGGCUUUAUAGGAGGAGUAUAAUGUAUGCACUACUGUUUUAAAGCAAUUAGUGUGAAUGUGUGCGUGCAUGUUUUUGUAUGAUUGAGCCCAUUCAUCAUAAGUCUAAACUUGUUAGAAAUAAUGUACCCAUGUAGGCUAGCAAAAUACUACAUCUAGUAUAUAGAUGUGAUCAGCUGUAAAUAGAAAAAUCUAAUUCAAUAAACUGUAUCAACCCUCAA